Molecule: messenger RNA, 942 nt
Organism: Aureobasidium vineae
Lineage: Eukaryota; Fungi; Ascomycota; Dothideomycetes; Dothideales; Saccotheciaceae
Source: the annotation of a GenBank genome assembly
AUGCCCCGUUCAUAUUCGUCCGACCAUGAUGCAGAGUCUGGCUAUGCCAGUGGUAGUUCGAGUGCCAGUCUUCCAGAGGUUUAUUUCUCUCGUCCACACUUGAAAUUCAUCAACCAGCAAUUGCAAAACCUCGAGCCUCAAGGUAUGUACCCAUGUUAUGCCAGCCAAGGACUUUCCCUUCUGACUUUUAUAGAUAUUCUAAAAUGGUGCAUCAUGACUCUGCCUCGUCUUUUCCAGACCACUGCUUUUGGACUUACUGGACUUGCAAUCAACGACAUGGUAUCCAAGCUUGAUAGCCCCAUCAAGCCCAACAUCGACUUGAUCUAUCUGGAUACCCUACACGCAUUCAAGGAGACCUACGAGCUUGUGCAAGCCGUCAAGGAUAGAUACNCUAGCCUUACCAUCCACACCUACAAGCCCGAGGGCUGCGAGAAUGUAGAGGACUUCAAGCGCAAGCACGGCGAGAAGCUGUGGGAGACCAACGAGGAACUCUACGACUAUGUGGCCAAGGUCGAGCCUGCUCAACGUUCUUAUGCUGAGUUGGGAGUUGCUGCUGUCAUCACUGGCCGUCGCCGUAGCCAAGGAGGCAAGCGUGGAGACCUCGACAUUGUUGAACUCGACGAUGCAGGCAUGAUCAAGAUCAACCCUCUGGCAAACUGGUCUUUCCAACAAGUCAAUGACUACAUCAAGGAGAACAAUGUCCCCGUCAAUGCUCUUAUGUCUCAAGGCUACCGUUCGAUUGGUGACUGGCACUCUACCCAGCCUGUCAAGGAAGGCGAGGACGAGAGAGCCGGUCGCUGGAAGGGCCGUGCCAAGACAGAGUGCGGCAUUCACAACAAGAAGAGCCGCUACGCCAUGUUCUUGCAAGAGCAGGAGCAAAAGCGUCAAGAUGAGCUUAGCCAGGCUAUCAACUCGGGGCUGAACAUUGAGCAAGUCGUCUAG